Molecule: messenger RNA, 2620 nt
Organism: Biomphalaria glabrata
Lineage: Eukaryota; Metazoa; Mollusca; Gastropoda; Planorbidae
Exons: 12
Coding region: 203-1267 (354 amino acids)
Source: RefSeq, a predicted model, not a curated record
UCCACUAUAAACACUAUGGCGUCCAACUAGCUUAAGUUUUAACCGUCUGGCGUCUAUAUUUAUAAUUUAACUCAUCGGUGAGUUAACGGUUACUGAAUAAGAACAAAAGUUUCUUAAAAUUAUCAUUAUUCGUAAUGAAAGAUAGUAUACUUCAUUUGAAGAUGAUGUAAGAAUAAGCAAAUCUCAAGUUUAAAAAAAUAAAAUGGAUUUAAACCCUGCACUCUCAGCAAGGUCUACUCCAUCAGCUCGAAAAUUAAUCAAACAGUCGGGUAGCCUUGAGAUAAUAAAAGGGGAUGCUAACACUGUGACAGCUUGCCAAAGUUCAAGUACUGGUUGUUUUAGCUCUGAUGCAUCAUCACGACCAUGGUCUAGGUCAAGUGUGGGUUCAGUUCCCCCAAGACCAGAAUCUGCUUCUGGUAGGGGUGUAAGUACACCAACGAAACAGAUUUCUUUACAAGCAGUCAGGCGAAAGGAUGAUAGCAUUUUUCCUUACAAUGACAAAGAUUUCAAAGUAUCUAAAUAUGACUUGCUGAUAAAAAAUACUUUGGAUAAGAUGGAACAUGCUGAUAAAUUACAACACUGGGAGGAUGAUCAGACCAGUCAAGGUCAAAAGUCCCAGCAUGCCACAAAGUUACGUCUGCCAGUUGAAAAUCUGCUUCAAGAAAAAGCUUUCAAAGAUGAGGAAUACAAAUUUGAUUUCAUCAGUAGUAUAAAUGUAAAAAAAGUUGGUAAUCUUAAAAUUGCUGAUGAUAAAGAAGAUUCUGAUGAAGACAAUAAAAGUGAUGGGGAAGAAUCUGCUCCUGUAGAAAGAAGAGCUCCAAAUGAACUUCUAAUGGAGUUUAUAGACUGCCUUAUGAAAAAGGACUAUAAAAAUGCUGAGAAGUUAUGUCAGAUGAUUUUGUUGUUUGAACCUAAGAAUCCUGAAGCAUUGAAAUUUCAACCAUUGUUGCAAAGAAAAUUAAAGCUUGAUGAAAGGGCUGCAUUGGCUGGAGAUGAUGAGGAUGAUGAUGAAAGCAGUAGUGAUGAUAGUGAUGAGGACAGCUUUGAUGACAGUGAUGAUAUGACAAGCUCUGAUGAAAGUACAGACUUGGAGGAAAAAGAAGAUAAAGAAAAGGAAUUGAACACAAUAUCUGAACAAUCAAAAGUGGCCCAGAAUCCUGCUAGAACUAUCCUUCAAAUGAUAUUUGGUGGCGACUCCCCUGAAUUUAUUAACCCAGAUACAAAAAUCGAUUUAGCAGAGGAGAUUAAAAAACUGGAUGAUUUUUAGAAGUGAAAAAGGAACAUAAAAAUAUAUAUGUAUGAAUACAUUCUCAACCUAUUGUACAUUUGUCUCAGUCAUAAUUGUUAUAAGUUUUAAUCAACAUGCUGAACCAGAUGUUGCAGCUUAUGUAAGUUAACACUUUGUUGGUUGUGCAAUCAAAUGUCAAUGUUUAUUCUGAACAAAAGUGUGUGGAUGUGUUCUUUUGAAUAAGGUUCAAUUUCUUCCAUACAUUUGAUUUAAAUUAUUAUUUUUUUAAAUUUAUUAAACUAAAAAUGCCAUUAAAACCGUUUUAAUGUUUUCAGUAGUGACAUGGGCAGAGUGACAAUUUAGCAAUGCAAUGAGGAUCCAAUUCAUAGUAUGGAGUAGGGUAGGGAAGGGGGCUGGCCAGAUGACAUAAUCAUAGAUAUAAAAAAUAAGAAAAAAAUUAUUAAGUGCCUUUUAGAGUAAUUAAUUGAUUUGUACUGUACAUCACUUUAGCCAAAUUGUUUACAAUGAACACAUUACUUGAAGACUAUUAUUAGAGAUAAUGAAUGCUAGCAACAAGAAUAAAAUUAAUACUUAUCACUUUUGCUCAAUCUAAUGAACAAAUAAAAACAUUAAAUUCACUGGUAUCAAGUUAUGGGUCAUUGAAUUUAAAAAAAAAAUUAAUUUAUGAAAUUUGUUUUCCCCCUAUCCCCUCGUAUUAAAGUUUAAAUUUCUUAUUAGCCAAUCUUUAUCUCAUGAACAUCUAUCUAGGUAACUAAUGUAUUUUAAGUUACCAGCUUUUAAAAUAAUGAGUAUUACAAAGAUUAGUUCACAAAUAUUAAUUACUAAGGCAUCUUUGUAGUUGACAGUAAAACCUGGGGACAUUUCAGAGACUAAUUGAAACUACGAAAUUAGAAAAAAAUGUAACUUGUUAAAGGCAUAUAUGUGUGUACCACUUUUUUUUCUCUUUUGGCAAGGCAUUUAACAUAAAAUCUGGUCCAAGUUAUUUUACAUUCGCAGCUUUGUAUUUAAAAGAAUGGAAAGAAUAAAUGAUAAGCAAACAAGCAAUCAAUGUAGCAGCAAAACAAUUGACUUUAAUGGCUGUCUGUCCAGAACAUUGACACAAUGUACAUGUGACCUAAUUCAAUGUUUAACAUAAUGACCUCUCUCUUCUCACAGUGGUUUCUAAUUGGACAAAAAAAAAAUAAAGUUCACAACUUGUCAGACUCACUCACUCUUAUAUUAAAGGAAGUCAUGGCUGGGUCAAGGCCACAAAGCCUCUAGUUGACAGUAGUAAAACUGAUCACAGAACUCUCUCAACUCCUAGUGUUAUAGUAGACAUGAGUUGUUGAAAUAAUUUAAUUUAAAAAAAAAACAACAAAAAAAAAAACAAAA